UUGAAAAACUCAGCCCUCACUCAAGACGGGUUUCGUUAUCCGAUGGCAGCGGCCCGUUGGCCUAGUUACGAGGUCGUUUCAAACCAACAUGUGCCCACCCCUGCCAGUCGUCAAGUAGUGUUCGAACCAACUUUCACCAAAAUGGAAGAAAUUGAUUACACUGCUACAAAACGACUAAAGGAGGCGUUCUCCAAGGUGGAAAAACGUUGUCCUGGCUUCAGCCAAGAGUUCAUUAUUGGCCUUUUACAGCGGCUGGGUGUUGAGAAAGAAGUGGACCUCUCAGAGCUGAGUUUACGACUUGCCGGCUUUCAAGAGGGAGGUGUUCACCGGAGCUCUCGGCGCCCCUACUUAAGUGAAAUUGAAGCAAAAGCCCAGGUCCUGAAGGCCAGUUUGAGUACCAUACCGGAUAAGAUUUCCGAUCGACGUUCGUUUAUAGAACUGAUUAAAGUGAUUGCAAACGCCAUAAAGCAAGUUCUGGACGCCGUAACACAAGUGCUCGAUGCGCUGCAACAUAGUACACAAAGACAAGCCUUAGACGAACAGAAACGCAGCUUUCUACACUACUGCCGUCAGUUCAGUGCAACCCUGAAGGCCUAUUUUAAAGACAACAAUCAACAAGCUGUCUAUAACAGUGCCAAUCGUCUGGUCAACCAAGCCAACCUUACCCUCUUGAUCAUUCGCCAAUUCGACUGAGUCUUCAUAUAGUUUUGUUCACUGAAAAUCGGAUCCAUUAUGGUCGUUCUGCCUUUCGGUUCAUCAUUUGAUUGCAACCGGACUCAUGUGAAAACAUCCGUUGAUUUCGCUGCUUUUCUACUGCCUUUUCACACCUGUAAUACUUAUAACCUUCGAC
Opisthorchis viverrini is the source of this 850-nucleotide messenger RNA. RefSeq lists its product as hypothetical. Gene Ontology annotation, biological process: regulation of Golgi organization; positive regulation of MAP kinase activity. Gene Ontology annotation, cellular component: FAR/SIP/STRIPAK complex; Golgi apparatus. The coding region runs from base 43 to 693 and encodes 216 amino acids. The transcript is spliced from 6 exons. NCBI's taxonomy places the organism in Eukaryota, Metazoa, Platyhelminthes, Trematoda, Opisthorchiida, Opisthorchiidae. Gene Ontology annotation, molecular function: protein kinase binding. The record is from RefSeq and is a predicted model, not a curated record.